CAACAAACCAAAUUACUUCUACUUCACUUUGGCUUGAGAGUCCACAUAUUGAUAAUCAUAUUAUCAAUAUCCAUUUAUUCAUGGAAUCAAUUAAACUACCAAAAUCUUUUAGUUUUUCUUCACAUUAUAAAAACCUUAGAGUAAUCUUACCAAGGCUUAGAUCAAAGUCCUCAAAUUCAAGCCAAAAUUCUCCAAAAUCACCAAAUAUAUCACGACGAAAUUCAUCGAAAGAAGACGAGUUUAGAGAAGUGUUCCGUCAUUUUGAUACCAAUAACGAUGGUAAAAUAUCGGCUUUCGAGCUAAGAGCAUAUUUUGGAUCCAUAGGAGAACAUAUGUCACAUGAAAAUGCUCAAGAAAUCAUAGACGAACUCGAUACAGACGGUGAUAGUUUCAUAGAUUUUGAAGAUUUUAAGAAAUUGUUGCUUCAAAAAGAAGGAAGUAUUGAAGAUGAUGAAUCCUUAAAGUCAGCAUUUGAGAUGUAUGAACUUGAAAAAGGUUGUGGUCGGAUUACACCUAAAAGCUUGCAGAGAGUUUUAAGUCGUUUAGGGGAUUCAAAAUCUUAUGACGAAUGUGUCAAUAUGAUCCAAGUUUAUGACACUGAUGGUAACGGGGAACUUGAUUAUCAUGAAUUUCGCCAAAUGAUGACGACUUAAUUAACAAAUAAAUUUAAGUAUAAGUAAAACAAAAAAAAUAAAGAAGACCAUGGAAUUGAGUGGCUGAGACAACAAAAUGUAAUGAAAAACUAGUGGUGAUCUUCAAGGUGGAGAACUACAAUGAAGUAAUGGCGGAUGAAUGUAAAUGAACCUUUGUAAAAAAAUUACCUAUGGGAGGCCAAAAAUUGAGGAAAUUAGGACAAAAUUCUUGAAGCAAAUUCCAUUGGAAUGAAAGUGAAAAUCAGGGUCUAUGAUUACAGACAUGUUUUUUUUUUAUUUCAACAAUGAAUCUGAUCUUAAUAAUGUUAUUUUCAGAAGAUUUUUUAUUAUUCUCUCGAUCCUUAAUGCGAAUGUUUAAAUGGUCACUAGAUUUCAAUCUCUAUGAAUAAACUUCUUUAGUAUCAAUUUGGGUGCUAUUGCUGGAACUCAAAUAUCAUGUAUUCAGUUGAAAUAAUCUUCGAUAGAUCAUUGCUCAAAUUGGUACUUCACUUAAAGUUGUUUCCACUGUAUCGACAGCAACUCUAACUUGCCAGAGGUAAGAAUUGAGGUUGACUUGCAAGAACCCCUUCCUAGAGCAGUUCGGGUCGGGUUAGAAGGCCAAGGAACAUGAUUGGAUGGUUAUAAACAAAAGCUUCACUAUGAUUAGUCCGAGCACCAGCUACCAGCGUUUAUUCGAGCCUGCAGCAUUCUGACUUCGGAGGCAAGGGUGAGUACAUGGCGUCCUGGAUUUACCUGUCUCCUUUUAUGUAUAGUUGACUAGUUUUUUUUAUUUUUUGAGACAAGUCUUUUGUUUCUGUGGUCCACUUUUGGGACUUGUACUCUUUUAUUAGACAAAUCUAUAUAUGUGACUUUCAGGUUC
Molecule: messenger RNA, 1512 nt
Organism: Solanum dulcamara
Lineage: Eukaryota; Viridiplantae; Streptophyta; Magnoliopsida; Solanales; Solanaceae
Product: probable calcium-binding protein CML41
Exons: 3
Coding region: 81-653 (190 amino acids)
Molecular function (GO): calcium ion binding
Source: RefSeq, a predicted model, not a curated record